Messenger RNA from Dichotomopilus funicola, 5109 nucleotides. RefSeq names its product pectate lyase superfamily protein-domain-containing protein. Lineage: Eukaryota; Fungi; Ascomycota; Sordariomycetes; Sordariales; Chaetomiaceae. Gene Ontology annotation, molecular function: polygalacturonase activity. The record is from RefSeq and is a predicted model, not a curated record. The coding region runs from base 1 to 5109 and encodes 1702 amino acids. The transcript has 4 exons.
AUGGUUUCUUCACUUUCUCUCGGCUCCUGGUUGGUGCUCGGCCUCGUCUCCCUCGUCUCCCUCCCACAGCAACAGAGACAGCCAGCCGUGGCCCAGGCGCAGUACGUGCAGGCCGUGACAUCGGGAUGGGUCCCGGCCCCGACCGGCGGCUCCGUGGUCCAGGUGCCGCAAUGGCGCCCGACGGUCAACGACGCGCUGCAGCGGGUGAUCGACAUCUCGCCGGACCUGGUGGUGCUCGAGUACAACUGCUGGUACAUGAAGGACAUCUGCAAGAACGCCGACAACUGGUACAAGACGCCGCGGGGCCAGGCGCGCAGCAUGCCGAACCGCUUCGCCUACGACUUUGCCUCGGGCAAGGCCUCGUCGUGGCGCAACCAGCAGCGGCGGCGGGCGUCGUGCGGGAGCUGGGACUCCAAUCGGGUGUGCCCGCACUCGGACCAGGGCAUCGUGAUGCGGCACGACGGCCCGUGGCAGUACAAGGACCUGGAGCCAGGCACGACCAUCGCCGAGAUCCGGGCCAAGCGAGACAGCCAGGGCAACAAGAUCCCCAGCUGGGUGCGGUACACGUGCGACGAGUUCCCGCCGGCGACCUGGAUCGAGGGCGGCAGCGGGUCGGCGUCUCCGGAGGCGCAGCCCGACAACGCGCAGACGCGGUGCGCGGCCUUCCGGUGCAACGGCCGCUUCUCCGUCUUGGGCCUGCGCAUCAAGGUCAAGGCCGAGCAGAACUGGCAGGCCACGGCCCACGACGUGCUGCAGCGGUCGCUCAAGGGGAUCAUCAACCGGCGCAUCACGGAGUUCCCGUGGUUUGUGAACAAGGGGAGCGUCGCGUUCUUCGAGUUCCGCUACAACCUGGCCAGCGCCAACGCCAACGGUGUCGCGGCGACGGUGACGACGUUUAGUCCCGGGUCGGCGUCCGUGAUCAAGCCGGUCACACAGGCCAAGCGGGACAUCCUGGCCGAGAGGAAUGGCACGAAUGGCACGGCCAGAGAGGAGGAUAUGAGCCCCGAGCAGCUCGCGGCCUUGAACCACGAGGCGUUUUGGCGCUGGGCCGACACGGUCACGGUCGAGGAGCUGAUGGCGUUUGGGCCGGGGGUUGCGAGCCAGCAGCAUGUUCUCGCCAACCACACCGAGGCAGGCAUGACGCCGACCUCCCUGCCGUGGAUGGACUGGGAUCCUGAGGAGGACUGGGAUCCCGAGGAGUACCUUGAGGAGUACCAUGCGCUGCCCGACGUCGUGUCUGACAAGCCCCGGGCCGACCCCAACAAGCUCAAACGCGCGGCUUCCGAGGGCACGACGUCCACGCCGGUCCUGCGCAACGCCAGCUCGGCCGCUCUCGCUCGGGCGCAGCAGCUGGUGGAGGAGGCCAUCGCCAACUCGACACGGCUCAACGCUGCGCGGUACGCCAACCCGGCGCGCAACAAGUAUCAGCUCAAGCCGAGGACGUCGUUCGGUCGACGUGAUACUGCAGACGACACCGCGCCACCGCCGCUGCUGGAUAUCACGGACGAGCUGGCCGAUGCGGCGGCCCUGGUAUCCGAGGCCGAGGCGAGUGUUGGAAACACCAUGCAGAGGACACAGGCCGCGUCGUCGGGCACCUUCUGGAUGGAACAUGUUGCGCGAAUGGGCACGGUGGCGUUUGGGGACAGCUCUGAUUACAAGGUGUUCCGGAACGUGCUGGACUAUGGCGCCAAGGGGGAUAACACGACGGACGACACCAAGGCCAUCAAGCUGGCCAUGACAGACGGCACUCGUUGCGGAGUAAAGUGCAACGGCUCGACGCUCAAGAAUGCCAUCGUCUACUUCCCGCCAGGCAACUACCGCAUCUCCUCGACCAUCCCCAUGCCGUUUGGCACCCAGGUCAUUGGCGAUGCCAACGACCCGCCCACCCUGGUUGCCACCAAGUCCUUCAUCGGGCUCGGCGUGCUCUCGUCCGACGAGUACACGGGAGGCGGCACGGGCGCCGACGGACUCGACCAGGAGUACUAUAUCAACACGGCCAAUUUCUACCGGCAGCUGCGCAACAUCCGGAUCGACAUCACGCAGACGAGGGCCGCGCAGGGGGUCGCCGGUGUGCACUGGCAGGUGGCCCAGGCCACCAGCAUGCAAAACGUCGAGAUCAUCGCCGUGGCAGGCACAACAAUGCGCGGCAUCUUUGCCGAGAACGGCAGCGGCGGCACCAUUUCCGACGUGACGUUCCGCGGAGGCAAAUACGGCUUGUACGGCGGCAACCAGCAGUUUACAGCGCAGCGCCUCACCUUUAUCGGGUGUGAUACCGGCGUGCAGGUGAUCUGGGACUGGGGAUGGAUUUGGAAGUCCAUCACCAUGACCGACGUCGGCGUAGGCUUCCGCCUGCUGCAGGAGACUGAGAACACUAACAAGGCAACAUCCAAGCGUCAGGCGUCCGGUGGCGGCCAGGGCAACAUCGGCUCGGCCUCCUUCAUCGACUCGACUUUCACCAACGUCGGCACCGCCGUGCUCGUCGCCCCGCCCCAGGACAAGGCCGGCUCGGGCAGCACCGGCGUCGUCAUCGACAACGUAGCCGUCUCGGGCGUCUCCCAAGUCGUGGCAGACACCGGAGGAUCCACCCUCCUGGCCGCCCCGGCGUCGGGUACCGUCCAUCACUGGGCCCUCGGCCCCGUCUACCAGGAGGCAGGCCCCGACUACGCCCUGGGCAAGAAGGCGGACAACGGCUUCCGCCGCGUGCCGGGCCUGCUCGACUCCAAGGGCGCCUACUUUGAGCGCGCCAAGCCGCAGUACCAGGACCGGCCCGCGGGGGACUUUGUCCAUGUCAAGGACUUUGGCGCCAAGGGGGACGGGACGACAGACGAUACCGCGGCGUUGCAGCGGGCGCUGUAUGGGAGCCUAGGCCAGAUCCUGAUCAUCGACGCUGGCUCGUAUAUCCUAACGGGGACUGUUGUCGUGCCUGUCGGGUCCAAGAUUGUCGGCGAGACGUGGUCCCAGCUCAUGGCGUCGGGCUCUUUCUUCCAGGACGCCGCGGAUCCCAAGGUCAUGCUGCAGGUCGGGCAGAACGGCGACGUGGGGGACGUCGAGAUGCAGGACCUCUUGUUCACCAGCCGCGGUGCUACGCCGGGUUUAGUCCUGGUGCAGUGGAACGUCCGCGGUGCUAGCUCCGGCUCGGCCGGCAUGUGGGAUUGCCACGCGCGCCUGGGGGGUGCGACGGGCACCCUCCUGACCCCCGCCGAGUGCCCUGCCCUGACCGACGGCUCCGCACAGCCCGGGUGCCAUGCCGCCAGUCUUAUGAUGCACAUCACGCCCCUGGCGUCGGCCUACUUCGAGAACGUGUGGCUGUGGGGGUCGGACCACAUGAUCGACGACCCGGACCUGGACGACGCCAACAACACCAUGGUGCAGAACUCGGUCUAUGUCGCGCGCGGGUUCCUGAUCGAGAGCGUCAGCCCGACGUGGCUCUACGGGACCGCGUCGGAGCACGCGGUCUUGUACCAGUACAACUUCAACAAGGCGCAGAACAUCUUCGCGGGCAUGAUCCAGACCGAGUCGCCCUACUAUCAGCCGACGCCGAAGCCGCCGGCGCCGUUUGCCGACGCGGUGGGGGUGUUUGCGAGCGAUCCUUCGUAUGCCAACUGUACCGCGGACGGCGACGACGAGCUCGGAGGAUGCGACGAGGCGUGGGCCGUCGUCGUGCGCGGCUGCGCCAACGUCAUGGUCGCCGGCGCCGGCCUGUACAGCUGGUUCUCCACGUACUCGCAGGACUGCAUCGACCAGCACGCCUGCCAAAAGGUGCUAAUGCUGCUGGAGGACAACCACGCCGGCGUGCGCUUCCAGCAGCUCAUCACCAUCGGCUCCAAGUACAUGGCCGUCAUGAACGGCAAGGCCAUCUCGGCCAUCGACUAUCUCAAUGUUGACACGCAUCCCAAGUGGUCGCAGGUGUCCGUCAUGGACGUCGCGUCGGACGGCCUGCUGGCCGAGAUGUUCUACGUCGACCCCAAGAUCUGGGACAUGGACCAGCCGGCAUUCACCUGCGUGCCCCCCUGUCGCGUCGUCAUCCCCCCGUGGACAGGCGCCACCCGGACCGUCAACUACCCUCUCGUCACCAUCUCCGACGGCACCUUUUCGACCACCAUCACGCGGCCCCCCCUGACCAUGACCAACAUGCUCUUCGAACCCGUCACCUACACGGUCCCGGCGGACGGCGGAAACCAGAAGAAGAAGAAGCGCGAAGGCGAAUCCACCUCCGUCUUCUGGCCCAAGCCCGCCAAGCUCGCACACUGGCCCGCCGUGACCUACACCAACAACGACGGCAACGUCCUCGCCGCCACUCCCACAGUCCCCUUCCCGGACCCCCCGACCACCAUCGGCCCCAGCGCCCCCGCCCCGACCGCAGGCGGCAGCUGGCCCAAGCGGGAAAUCACCCUCCACGUCGGCGACCUGGACGACCCCACGCUGGAGAACGAUUUCUGGAACGAGUGCGCCUACAUCAACGGGAGUUACGACUGCCCGUCCUGGCUCGACCCCUAUGUGUAUGGCGAUACCAAGGGGGGGCCGCCCGCGACGGGGGACAGCGGCGACGUCCCGGACAACGAUGACGACACCGACGAGGACUACGGCGACCUCGACACCGUCUGCCCGCGGGAGUGCGACGGGAGCCAUAAACAGUAUGUCAACCCGUUCCCGCUGUGCCCGCGCGACGAUCCCACUACUUCUUCCACUUCUUCCACCUCCUCCGCAACGCCUACCCCGACCCUGGCGGUGGGCGAUCCCAUGACCAACACGCGCGACUGCUACAACAGCGGCCAAAAAGCAGUCAACGACCAGAUGGCCAACACGGCCCGUAGCUUCUGCCGGGAGAUGGGCAACGAAGGGACCGAGCUGCGGGCCGAGAAAGGCAGCGGCGGGGUGAUGGCGUAUACGAGAAACUACGAGCUGGGCGGCAGUGGGUGGCAUAUCCAUAUCGUGGGCGAGUUCUUCAUCAAGGAGGGGUGCCGGUUUGUGGUCGACCAGGAUCAGUGCUUGCGCUAUUUCAAGGUCAUCAUCGACAGCUGUAACUGCGACGGGGCGGAUGGAAAGCAGGGAGGGGUCAUGGAGAACAACUGUUAUAAGCUGAGGUUGGAUCCGAACACCUUUUCUUAG